AGGCAGAUUAGCGGGUGAAAACAUGGUUGGAAAAAGUGAAAAAGGCCUAUGCGCAUCAGAGUAUGUUUUGGUCUGACUUGGGUCCAGAAGUCGGUUACGAAGGCAUCGGCCUUGUUGAUGCUUCUUUGCCCACUGUUGGUGUUUUUGCACUACCAACACCAAAUCCAGAAGGUCGCACCGAUAAUUUAGCUCAAACAGCCGGCGAGAGUGGCGGCAGUGGGGAUACAGUAACUGUGAACACGGAAGCACCGGACGUUAAGUGUGAUCCGAAAGAUGCUGAAGAUUAUGGGCGUGGGGUUAUUUUCUAUAUGAAAGAUGAAAAGAUAGUGGGUAUUUUAUUGUGGAACCUCUUCAAUCGUAUUGGUUUGGCGCGGACAAUUAUCAAUCAGAAUAAGAAAUAUGACGAUUUAAAUGAAGUUGCGAAACUCUUCGAAAUCCAUGCGUAGUUCCGAAAAAAGCGUAGAUACAAAUCUGUAAUGUUUAAUAAUAAUUUGGUUAGGUAAAAAUGUUUGUUACCGUUAGUUGAAUUACACGUGUAAAUUUGCACUUGGGUUAGAACACGCGCCAACACUCAAGUCAAUCGCAUCCACUAUAGAGCUAAAAAUAAUUUACGUCUGUUGCAAUUAAAAUUGAUUAUUAUGCUCUGGUUGGGUGCCACUGCCACUGAGAAGAGGAGGAAGAAAUUCUAAUGCAGAGUCGGUAUAAUUUCACAAAUUGUCUAGCAUUUAAGCUUUAUUUUAACAAAGCGGUAGCACGAAGUCUUAAUUAAAACCAAAUAAAUACUUACAAAAACGACUAUUAUCCAUUUUUAAAUAUAUAAGAUCACUAUAAUUUAAUCCUUAAGAUAUUAACGGGAAUUUUUUGAGUGCUUGAAAAAAAAAAUUAAACGAUACACAGUAAAAUAAGAAAUUUUAAUUAAUAAAUUGUUAAGGACUAUUUUUACUGUGCUGGUAAAUUCUUGUCCGCCAA
This is a messenger RNA of Rhagoletis zephyria (snowberry fruit fly), 969 nucleotides long. RefSeq names its product putative apoptosis-inducing factor 1, mitochondrial. Gene Ontology annotation, biological process: apoptotic process; mitochondrial respiratory chain complex assembly. NCBI's taxonomy places the organism in Eukaryota, Metazoa, Arthropoda, Insecta, Diptera, Tephritidae. Gene Ontology annotation, cellular component: mitochondrion; cytoplasm. The record is from RefSeq and is a predicted model, not a curated record. Gene Ontology annotation, molecular function: protein dimerization activity; FAD binding; NAD(P)H oxidase H2O2-forming activity.